This is a messenger RNA of Penicillium griseofulvum, 1263 nucleotides long. Its product is annotated as adaptin-binding domain-containing protein. NCBI's taxonomy places the organism in Eukaryota, Fungi, Ascomycota, Eurotiomycetes, Eurotiales, Aspergillaceae. The transcript is spliced from 3 exons. Gene Ontology annotation, molecular function: protein-macromolecule adaptor activity. The record is from RefSeq and is a predicted model, not a curated record. The coding region runs from base 1 to 1263 and encodes 420 amino acids. Gene Ontology annotation, biological process: vesicle-mediated transport.
AUGACUUAUUCCGCGCCCACGUCCAACCCCGCAACCUCCAAGUCCAAAGUGAAGAACAUCCCCAAUCCGCGCCGCCUCCUAAUCCUCACACCAACCUCCCAAUCCCUCGCCAUAAUCCCUCCACUCCUACACUCCCUAACCGGCGUGCCCGUCCUUGACCCGCCACAACAGCCAGCCCCUUCGCCAACCCAAACCACACCGCAGUCAACCUCAAGCUCAACACCCCCGCCGCCAACAACCACCUUCGCCGGCUACACAACCCACAGCCCUCUCCGCCUCGAAACAAAAUACUACACGACAGAAGUCCCUGUCUGGGUAGACGAGAUCCCACUCGCCAUCCACGACAAUGUACAAGCUACCGCCACACCAACACCAACAGCCGAGCAAUGGAAAACAGACUUCUUAAGCACAGAAGCUGAGAUCGUGCGCGAGGCUGUUGGGGCUCUUGUUGUAUGCGCGCAUGCUCCUAGCGAUGUGACACCUCCACCCGGUUCCAAUGCAAACGCGGACCCCGGUGAGCGGCCCGACGUGCGCGCACUGCGUGACUUGAUGCGCGGUGUUGGCGCUGUCAAAGAGCGUAUUGAUGAGGAGCGCGGUGGGUUGGGCGAUGUUCCUGGUGUGUUUGUGUUGAUUGGGGGGAGGAAGGGUGCUUCCGGUGCUGGUCAGCAGGGAUCCAAAGAUCCCGAUGCGGAGCUGGGGCUUGGUGUUGAUGAUGCGGACUUAGGUGGUGGGGAUACGGUACCGUUUUCGGUAGGGUGGUGGGAAGAUCAAUUCUUUGAUAUGGGAUUGUUGGGAUGGGAGAUUGUGGAGUGGGAUCCUAAGGAGGGGUUGGAGGUUGAGACGCGGAAUCAGUAUGGAGAACGUGAGGGGAUGCCUCGUAUCAGAGAGGUCCUUGAGACUCAUGACUGGUCUAUGGUUGGAGGUGACUCUGGCUUUGACGGAGAUAAUGAUCCUGAUAUGGAUUCCGAGGAUGAUCUUCAAGACGAAUUAUUAGGUCUAGGUGGCUCUCGUGGGUUUGGUGAUGAGGUUCAUGAGCUAGAACGUGAAAUGUUCGGUUUGCGUAUGGCAAUUGAGCGUGGAGGUGGUGAUGGUGACGAGGAUGGCUCUGAUCAUGAUGAUCGUGAGGACGAGAUUGAUGUCGAGAGCAUGGAGGCAUUGAUGAUGCGUAUGCAGGCAAUCAAAGAUAUGAGCUCUGAGCUGCCGGAGGGCGAACGGAAACGAUUUGCUGCGAAAGCCGUGCAGGAUAUUAUGCGCGAGCUCUGA